This is a messenger RNA of Ceraceosorus guamensis, 2513 nucleotides long. RefSeq lists its product as hypothetical. The record is from RefSeq and is a predicted model, not a curated record. Lineage: Eukaryota; Fungi; Basidiomycota; Exobasidiomycetes; Ceraceosorales; Ceraceosoraceae. The coding region runs from base 317 to 2377 and encodes 686 amino acids. The transcript is spliced from 5 exons.
AAGCUCUGCCUUCAACUUGCGCAAGUUUCACAUCACCUUCCUUCCAAGCUCCUCGUCAUCGCAGACACAGGCCUCAGGAGGCCUCGUAUCGCUCCCUCCCUUGAGGAAAGUGUCUAUAUCACCAAGGCAUCAUUUCCCCCGGCGCGGUCCUAGCAAGCAGCUCUUGAGGAGCUGGCGACGUCCUCGCAAGCCGAGUCAAUCACGCCUCAACAUAUCCAGUAUUCCUGCGCCCUUAGUGGUACCGGCUCCCGGCGGGCCAGAUUAAACACAGCCGUCCGCGCUCCUUUGCUAUCGAUCUGCUAGCCGCAGAUCCAAGAUGAACCCUUCCGCUUACGACGCCACCAUGACAGAGGAACAACUGGGCGAGCAUUACAACUGGAUGACCAAAUAUGGUCGCAUACAGACACGUCACUCUGCGUUCAAUUCCUCUCUUUACUAUCUUAUCUUCCUGGGCUUCGUGAUUUGGCGCAUGCGCACGCGAAGAAACAACGCACACAUCCUCCUUGCGAUCCACAUUCUUCUCAGACUCGCAGUCUGGCUCUUCCGCUGCGUGCUAGUCUGUUUUCCUCACCUCGGAUAUGGCUCUGCAGGCAACAAGCUCCAGGCUUCAUGGUUCUCGAUAUACGCCGGUGGUCUCGUCCCGCUAAUUCUGGCAGUCUUUUGCGGCGCAGAUAAUCAUGCACGUGCGGUGGGUGAUGUGCAGUGCUCCAGAUCUUUGACAAUACUGGCUGUGGGGAAAAUGACGGCUUUCGGUCUGUGUGUCUUGGCCUUGGCAAGUGGCGUCCUCGGCGAACUCAUGCAAGCACUUGGAACCCAGCACUGGGUCCAGGAAAAUGGACACGACUCGUACGAGCUUUCACAUGGUUUCUGCCUCUUGGUCCUUCUCUUUGCGACAGCUCUGUGCAUCAUAGCCCUGGCGCGGCAAAAUGAGGUUCGUCAGGAUUGUCGGAAGCACCUGCGCGAGAUGAGAAAAGGUCUGCAGGCGGAUGAUGAAGAGCGCAGUCAAGAGUUUCGGAUCCAUGAGAAGGACGACGGACAAGAAGCCCCGAAGAAGUCGUGCAGAGGACCUUCAGUCACCUUCUCCCCGUCAGAUGCGACAUUGAGCUACGCCGAGCGAAGGGCCCGUGCAGCGUCCCGAGCUACAGUAUGGUCUGCAGAUAGCCCUCUGAUCGAGUCUACAGGCGCGGCGUCUGCAAUGCCAAGCUCUAGAGCUGUCAGCGACGGUAUGCUGUCUCGGAUGCAAGCCAUGUCACCCGGGAGGGCGGUCGUUGCGGACUUGCCCAGCCCACCGCGCGCGGCGGCUCGCACGAGCAGGGAGUGUCACAAGGAGGCUCGAUGCGUUUCAAUCAGAACUCUUGUGGCUGAGCAGGUCGCCUACGAAGAGCAGACACUACCAAAAGCCAAGCCAGUCUGGCUCCUGCUUCUCGCGACAGUGCUGCUCAUCCUCCGACAAGUCGCUCUGCUCAUGACUUGGAACGCAUACAGGAAGCAAAUGCACGAGCUCUUUCUCUACACGAUGGAAGAGCAGCCUGAAAUCUUUGCGACUAUUUUGCUGCUGAUAGAUGGUGUGCUUGCAUCGUCAGCGAGCUCGCAGCCUCGAGUGACGCCGUACCUGGACAUUGAACGACCAAAGUGGGGACAGACUGCACAUAGCCGCAACCUUUUGUCACGGGGGCGAAAUGGCAAUCAUGGGUGUGCCUGUAGUCCACGCAGCUAUCAGGAGGACAGACCGACGACUGCAUCAGCUAGAGGCAAGCAAGAUGCUUCGUGCCAAUCGAUGCCUCCUUCUUAUGGCACCUCGCAGAGCGGAUCGUCAGGACACAGCUGCGGACGAGGCAUCAACGCAGCACUCGCGCCCUCAACAGAAGCCGACACAAGGAUGUCAGCGCGCUACUAUUCUUCGACCGCACGAGGCGUGGCGCGCAAUGCAUCGAGUGGUUCCGACAAGACCUUGUGCGAAGGUGGAAAGGGUAGCUUCGAAGAGCUUGAGUCUCGACCACUCACACCACAGGCUCAUACGGGCACUCUGCUCACUCCGUGGCAGACACCCUCUCCACCUCAACGUAGAUCCAAUUCGAGCGCGUUUAGAUCAAGAGCGACCACAUCGACAUCUUUGCAGCGCUCCGUGACUUGCGAUGUUCUCUCAUCGAGCACGUUCAGGGGUAGCCCUACAUCCCCACGACGCGCAGCUCUAGCGUCCAAAUCGACAUUGCCUCUCAAGCCACUGGUGCUCAAAGCUAAGGUGAUGACAUCUCAAGGUUCUUUCACAGCAGGCUUGAAGCUCACACCGAGUCCGUACGAUGGGACGGGUCGCGAACUCCUCAGUGGCCGCUUGUACUCGCCUCCGCGCUCUUAUGAUCGAACCAACAUGUUCUAGACGCGGUUCGAUUUAGGACAGCCAGAUGUACGAUCAAGAUUACAUGGUGUCAUCGAUCGGAAUCGCUCUCACUUUUCCGGCAGUAGGUAUCGCUGCUCGCGCUAGACGCGCACGUAGUCCCAUAUGGGGAUAAAAG